Molecule: messenger RNA, 1410 nt
Organism: Pipistrellus nathusii (Nathusius's pipistrelle)
Lineage: Eukaryota; Metazoa; Chordata; Mammalia; Chiroptera; Vespertilionidae
Source: the annotation of a GenBank genome assembly
AUGCCGCCCCGUGCGCCCCGGAGGCCGCUGCUGCUGCUGCUGCUGCUCGGGCUGCGGGCGCCGCUGCUGCCGCGGGCGGAGACGGGCUCGGAGCGGCAGACGGCGCGGGAGCUGUACCGGCGCUGGGAGCGCUACCGCAGGGAGUGCCAGGGGGCGCUGCAGGCCGCCGAGCCCCCGGAGGGCCUCGCCUGCAACGGGUCCUUCGAUAUGUACGUCUGCUGGGACUAUGCUGCACCCAACACCACUGCCCGUGCUUCCUGCCCCUGGUAUCUGCCCUGGCACCGCCACGUGGCUGCAGGCUUUGUCCUCCGCCGGUGCGGCAGUGAUGGCCAAUGGGGACCUUGGAGAGACCAUUCUCAGUGUGAGAACCCAGAGAAGAAUGGGACCUUUCAGAACCAGAAGCUGAUCCUGGAGCGGCUGCAGGUGGUGUACACCGUGGGCUACUCCCUGUCCCUGGCCGCGCUGCUGCUCGCCCUGCUCAUCUUGGGCUCCUUCAGGCGGCUGCACUGCACUCGCAACUACAUUCACAUCAACCUGUUCACGUCCUUCAUGCUCCGGGCGGCAGCCAUCCUCACCCGCGACCGGCUGCUGCCUCCUCCGGACCCCGCGCCCGGGGACCAGGCCCCCAUCCUCUGGAACCAGGCGCUCGGCCCCUGCAGAACGGCCCAGAUCGUGACCCAGUACUGCGUGGGCGCCAACUACACGUGGCUGCUGGUGGAGGGCAUCUACCUGCACAGCCUCCUGGUGCUCGUGGGGGGCUCCGAGGGGGGCCCCUUCCGCGGUUACCUGCUCUUCGGCUGGGGGGCCCCCGCGCUUUUCGUCAUCCCCUGGGUGAUCGUCAGGUACCUGUACGAGAACACGCAGUGCUGGGAGCGGAACGAAGUCAAGGCCAUCUGGUGGAUCAUACGCACCCCGAUCCUCAUGACCAUCUUGAUUAAUUUCUUCAUCUUUCUCCGCAUCCUCGGCAUCCUCGUGUCCAAGCUGAGGACCCAGCAGAUGCGCUGCCCGGACUACCGGCUAAGGCUGGCCCGCUCCACGCUGACGCUGGUGCCUCUGCUGGGCGUCCACGAGGUGGUGUUUGCUCCUGUGACCGAGGAACAAGCCCGCGGCCACCUGCGCUUCGCCAAGCUGGGCUUCGAGAUCUUCCUCAGCUCUUUCCAGGGCUUGCUGGUCAGCUUCCUUUACUGCUUCAUCAACAAAGAGGUGCAGUCGGAGAUCCGCCGAGGUUGGCACCGCUGCCGCCUGCGCCGCAGCCUGGGAGAGGAGCCGCACCAGCCCUCCCAGCGGCCCUCUCUGAGCCUGCAGUUGGGCUCUGAACCCAGACAGGUCGCCACUGGCCGUGCCCUGUCCUCGGGGAACAUCCCAGGGCCUGGGGAUGAGGCCAGCCGGGUCUUGGAAAGUUACUGCUAG